Messenger RNA from Plectropomus leopardus (leopard coralgrouper), 9010 nucleotides. Lineage: Eukaryota; Metazoa; Chordata; Actinopteri; Perciformes; Serranidae. The record is from RefSeq and is a predicted model, not a curated record.
UCUCUCCUCCAUACCCUGGUGUCUCCUGUGGACGGGCUCUCACCGGUUGUUUCCAGCUAUGUAAUGUCUUUCGUCAGAACAUGGAGAUAGACCAGUGUCUGCUGGAGUCUCUCCCCAUUGGCCAGCGCCAGCGGCUGGUCAGGAGGAUGCGCUGUGACCAAAUAAGGGCGUACUACGAGAGGGAAAAGAGCCUUCAGCGGCAGCAAGGCGGAAUCAAGGUUCGAGUCCCGCCCACACACCGCAAGAAACACCGUGUCCGCUUCGGCCUGGCAGAUGUCAUACAGGAUGCCAUCAUUCGCCAUGACGACAAAGAAGUGUUGCGUCUCCUGAAGGAGGGAACGGACCCAAACACUCCCACUUCUUCCGGGGGAUCCUUGCUACACCUGUGUGCUCGCCAUGACAACGUGUUUGCAGCAGAGCUUCUGAUUGAGCGAGGUCUGAAUGUCAACCUGCAGGACGAUGAUCAGUGGACAGCCCUGCAUGUGGCAUCAGUGUGCGACCAUGCAGAUGUGGUGCUGCUGCUGCUGCUGGCCGGGGUGAAUGUUCUGCUGCAGGAUGUCAAUGGAAACAUUCCUCUGGACUACGCCUCCGAGGGAACGGAGACCAGCUAUAUCCUUCGAAAACACUUGGAAGAAAAUGGUGUGGAUGUAUCAUCCAUGCACGCCAUGAAGACACAGAGACCCAGCACGAUGCUGUCUGAUGUUAGACAGCUUGUAGCCACAGGAGGAAAACUCAACCAGCCCAAUGAUGAGGGGGUCACUUUGCUCCACAUAGCAUGUGCCAGCGGUUACAGAGAGGUCGUGUCUGUGUUGUUGGAGAGUGGAGCGGAUCCUCAUCCUGCUGACAACAACUUCUGGACCCCUCUCCACCUGGCUGCUAAAUAUGGACAGACAAGCAUCGUUAGCCAGCUCCUGAGGCACGGAGCGAACCCGACUCUGUUGAACUGCAACCAAGACAGGCCCUCAGAUAUUUCUGCAUCAGAGCCAAUAGCUGAAAUGCUGCUGAAUGCCGAGGAGAGCUGGCUGCAGAGACUAAAGGACCCCUCUGCUCCUCUGCCCUCCACUGACCAACGCUAUGAUGGCGGUUCACACGACCUCAACACUCCUGUCAAGAACUUGAACCCCCUGGGGCUCUCUAUCUCUAAGCGGGACAGUCUGCUGGAGAAGUGCGCCAUGUUCAGAGAGGCAGGAGGAGCACUGAGCCGACAGCCCUCACAGGAUAAUGGCCUAGAUGGCCCCUUUAGCUCUGGAGCCAGCAAACUGGAGCAGGUCAAGCUGAUGCCUCCAGCUCCCAAUGAUGACCUUGCAUCCCUCAGUGAGCUCACCGACAGCAGCCUCCUCUACGAGAUGCAGAAGCGCUUUGGCAACGACCAAAUCUACACUUACAUUGGACACAUCCUCCUGCUGAUCAACCCAAACAAAGAGCUGCCCAUCUACUCCACGUUGGUGAGUCAGUUGUAUCUGAGCUCCACGGGUCGUCUGUGCUCCUCUCUGCCACCUCACAUCUUCUCCUCAGCAGAAAGAGCUUACCACAUGAUGCUGCAGGAGAGACGCCCGCAGUGUUUUAUUUUAAGUGGUGAAAGUGGUUCUGGGAAGACGGAGGCCUGUAAGCACAUAGUGAGACACCUGACAGCCCGCUCCAGCCCUAAAGGGUUUAUGCUGGAGCCCAGAAUGAAACACGUUAACUGUAUUCUGGAGGCCUUCGGUCAUGCAAAGACUCUGAGGAACAACAACUCAAGCCGCUUUAUCAAGCUGUUGACCAUCCAGUACUGUGACAAGAGGAGGACACUGCUCAGAGCCCGUGUGUACACCCACAUGCUGGAGAAGUCUCGUCUGGUCCACCUGGCUCCUCACCAACACAACUUCAACAUCUUUUAUCUGAUGGCUGAAGGCCUGUCAGCGGAGGAGAACAGCGCACUUUACCUCAACAACGUCCUGGCUCAUAGGUAUCUUAGUGGAGGACUUUCAGGGGAGAAACUUCCAGUAGCUACAGCCUCUACUCAGAGCAGGGAACGCCUUGCAGCCGUCAAACAAGCCCUGCGAGCCCUGGGCUUCAACAAGCAGGAGGUUGAGUCAGUGUUUAUGCUGCUGUCUGCUGUGCUCCAUAUUGGGGACCUACGUUUUACUGCAUUGACAGAUGCCGAUACAGCCUUCCCCUCUGACCUGCAGCUGCUGGAGAGAGUCGCCGGAUUGUUGCAGGUGUGCUCCAAUGACUUAAGCACCGCCCUCACCUCUGACGUCCAAUACUUCAAAGGUGACGUUAUCACUCGGCGCCACACAGUGGAGAUGUCGGAGCAGUACAGAGACCAGCUCGCAAAGGCCAUCUAUGGACGCCUUUUCAGCUAUCUUGUCAACUGCACCAGUGACUACCUACAGGGACAGGAUGACAGCAUUGGUGAUCCUGCCCUGGAAAUUGGGAUAUUGGACAUCUUUGGGUUUGAAGAAUUUCAGAGGAAUGGAUAUGAGCAGCUGUGCGUGAACAUGACCAAUGAGCGUCUGAGGCAGUACGUCUCCAAGGUACUAUUCCAGCAGGAACAGGCUGAGUGUCUGCAGGAGGGCAUCGCCAUGGAGACCCCGCGCUCCCCCAGCAACCAGCCAGCCGUUCUGGACUUCUUUCUUCAGAAGCCUCAGGGGCUGCUGUGUGUGUUGGAUGAGGAGAGCCAGAGCCUGCGGCCAGCAGAGCAGACCCUGUACAAGAGGCUAUCGACCCAGCUGGAGUCCAAUCCCACUCACGGCCUCUCUCUUACAACGAAGGAUGGCAACGGAAACCCCCCACCCAAAGACCAGGGCCCAGCCUUCACUGUCAGCCACUAUGCUGGACAGAUUUCAUAUGACCUCACAGGAUCGCUCACAAGAAACAAGGACUCCCUCCCUCAGAAUCUCCUGUUUACGAUGAAGUCCAGUGAGAGUGUGUUACUGCAGCAGCUCUUCCAGUCCAAGCUGACUCAGACUGGUUCUCUGGUGCCAGCAGCCCAGGGCCGUGCCGGUCUGAGGGGGCCUAAAGCUGCCCUGUUGCUCCACAGGAUGUCAUCAGCUUCUCUUAUCACUACCAACAAUGUCCCCCAACAGCCGCGGAGGUACCACGACCUUACCAAGAUCUUGAAGAAGAAAGGCUCGAGCUCCUUCCUUCAACGGUUAGAGCGCUGUGGGCCCGUCACAGUGGCUGUCCAGCUGAGGAACUCACUGUCAGAAGUGAUCAGUAAGCUGCAGGCUUGCACUCCUCACUUUGUGGAGUGUGUGCGCCCCAACGCCAGUGGUCAGCCAGACAGUUUUGACAGCUUCCAUGUGUCUACCCAGCUGCAGUACAUCGGGGUGCUCGAGAUGGUGCGCAUGAUCCGUUAUGGAUACCCUGUCCGCCUGUCCUUCCCGGGCUUCCUCAGCAGAUAUAAAGACCUCGUGGUCCCGACUUUGGGAGACAAGAAGAAACUGUCACCAGAAGAGAGAUGUCGCUCCGUUCUGCAACAGUCCAAACUCCAGGGAUGGCAGAUGGGCAGCAGCAAGGUGUUUCUGAGAUACUGGCAGGCAGAUCAGCUCAACGACCGCUGCUACCAGCUUCAUAAAAAGAUCAUCACCUGCCAAAAAGUGGUUCGUGGCUGGCUGGCCAGACAGCGCGUUCACCGCAGGCUGUCAUCACAGCAGAAAGAAGAGUGCAGUGUGCAGCGUUUCCUGCAGGGGGCAGAGGACAUGGGGCUGCGAACCUACGACCAGCUGGUCAUCCAAAAUGCAUCCGACAUCGCGCGAGAGAGCGACCGCCUGCGCUGCCAUGGCAACAGCCUUCUCAACACCCUUGGAAGCAGCCCACCACUUGGUGAGAGGCCCGAGCCGGUGGGAAAGGAGGAGGAUCAGCCUAUCAGGAGGGUUGUGGAAAAAUGUGGGAAAGUCUAUGAGGGUCCUGUGAACGGGGGAAGUCGAGUUAUUCGCCACUUUCGCUCCAGCUCAGUACCCAUCCCCCUUGCCAUGGAGAGCAUGGCCCAUUCCUCUGCCAGUCCGUCCAUCAAGCCAGCCCUGCAGCAGGUGGCUCAUACCAACGAAGACACUGCAGGCGGGGGAGGUCUCUCCUCUCCUCGGAAGCAGCCUCCUCCCAAACCAAAGAGGGACCCAAACACUCGUCUGAGUGCAUCUUAUGAAGCAGUUAGCGCAGGGUUGACGAUGGCAGCCAAAGAGAGCCCCACUCCUGAGGGGUACGGUUCACCAGCUGGAAGCCCUCCUAAAUCCCAGCUGUCCCCCACAGACCCUGCAGCCCUGUCAAAGCCCCGUCCACACAGUGAUGACUACACAACCAUGAGGAAGGUGCCACCUCCCAAACCAAAGCGUAGUCCCAACACUAAACUGACAGGCUCAUAUGAGGAGAUCAACGCUGUAGCACCCAGCAUCCACCAGCUGCGCCCCGCUGAUGUAAAGCUGGCCUUGCUGUCCCGUGCCGGGGGAUUUGGAGGAUUUGGUGGUUUGAUGCAGAAAGCAGCAUCUUUGGAUGCUCCACACGGGGUGGGACUGAGCCUGUUCCAGGGCCAAGACGAGGAGGACGUGUAUAUAGAGAUGUUGGGGUCCCAGCCCCGGGCUCGGAGCCUCCAGGAGCCCCCUGAUAGCCCAGAGCUGGCUGACUCAGAGGCCGUCUAUGAGGAGAUGAAGUAUUUUCCUCAUGAAGAUGGUGCAACUUCUACCACUGUGGUGAGCAAGGCAGCCAAACUGGAGGCUCUAGGGUUAGGCCUUGUGGGAUUAGGGGCAUCUCCUCCUCAGAGCGGGGAGACCAAACGGAUGACAGCCGGGGUGGCCGCUGCUGUAGACAUCACUCACUCUCAGAGCACGUCCAAUAGUGGAGCUCCCAAAACCCAGCUUGGCAAAGAUGGCAGCUGUGAGAUCCCUGCUCCCUUCCCAAACCUGCUUCCCCACCGUCCACCUCUCCUGGUGUUCCCCCCCUCCCCCGUCACCUGCUCUCCUGCUUCAGAUGAGUCUCCCCUCACCCCACUCGAGGUGAAGAAGCUGCCUGUGUUUGAGACAAACCUGAACUAUGCCACUGGCCCAGACAGCCCGCUGUCCCCGCAGUAUGCUCGUCAGAGGGCUGACUCCUCCCCGAGCCUCACUGUCCUCAUGCCAGAGAAGAAGUCCACACCUCCACUCACCCCUCCACCCCCACCUCCUCCCCCUAAUGCCCCACCACCACCCUACAGACCUCCUUCACAUUUCCCCUUCCCGCCUGAGGCUAACUUCCUGGCUCUGACUCGAGCAGCAUCCGUCACAGGGAGCUCGGACACCCCAAAAACCUCAUCUUCUCAAAGGGCAAGCGGGGAACCACUUGGGAAGCCACCUCCCUACUCCCCAGUAAAGAUGUCCCGUCCUGAGCCUCGGAGGGCACACUCGUGCUCCUCCUCUCCCCUGCUGUUCAACCCAGCCAAUGGCAGACCCCUGACCAGCCCGCUGGAUGAGCUCAACACUCUGUUCAGCUCAGGACGCAGCCUACUGAGGAAGUCCACCUCUGGCCGCAAGAUGAGAGAUGGAGGAUUCAAUUCUAACAUCAAUCUGCCGGGGAGGGAAGAAUGUGGCUCUGCGCCCACCUCACCAUCUCUGCAGCUACAGGACAAGAACGCCAACAACCACACACAUCCACACUCUCCAAGCCCCGCCCCUGUAGAGAACGGCAACCAGAUCUCCAAUGGGUCGCUGGAGGAUGAAAGUCACAGCAAGUCAAACUCCUCCAGCUCCACCUCUCUGCACAGACACAUGGACAGCCAUCAUACGCAGUUGUUUCAGCGGUUACGUCUGUCCAGCGGCGAUGAGAGUGCCGCCCUUGGAGAGCUUCUGCGCUGGCGGCGAGCGCAGUGUGAGGGGCGGGGUGACUGGAAGCACCGUCCGCCUCAGUCCCCAUCCCUGCCCCCCACGCUGCUCUGGACCAACAGGAAGGCCUCUCCAUGACAGAGGCUGUGUGAUGCAGUCACAUGUAUUGGCUCUGAAGUUGCUCCCUCUCUUUCUCUUCAGCCACACUCGCACAUGUUUUUUUUUUCUCUCUUUUUUUUUUUUUUUUUUAAAUGUGGACCAAGUAACCUCAGCGCCCAGGGACAAGGUUAAAGCUCCAAGCCCCAAAGCAUGAGCCUCGUCCCUGGGCUGAAGGUCCUGCCUGUGCGCCUUUGGAAUUCAGAAACAGUAGAGGUCCAUAAGGAGCUGUUUUUUUGUGAAGGAAAAUCCAAUUGCUAUUUAUUUUCAGUUCUGAGAAAAAAUGUCCAUCAAUCGGAGGCUAGCCGUGUUUUCAUAGAAGUCUGAUAUUGAACGGCCCUUUUAGUCUGUCUGUACACUCUUACGUUUUGCUGCUCACAAAGGAGCUCCACCCCAAAACAUGGUGCUGAUUAUACUUGACAUGUUGCCCUGUGAAGUUCCCAUGAAUGCUUGCAUGUGCGCCCGUGAGUCUCAGACCUCUCUGAAGUUUACAAGUCAACCGACGCCUUUGAACAGCCUCCAGUUUUCAGCAUCAGUGUACUGGCUUCGACAUGGGACCUUAUCAGGUACAGCUCUCACUUAGCCUCUCAUCGUUUGGGCUCUCAGUGCUACUGCGGCCCUGGAAGCGAGCGACCAGGGUUCAGGGUAACCUCAGUAAAAUCCCAAGGUGCACUUCUCUUCCCUAUUGUUACCACCAGCCUUUGAGGGAUAAAAACCUCUGGCCAAAAUGCAAACUACUGCACUAACCUUUACAAGGAAAAGAGGAUCCAACAAAAAGAAACCUGCUUUGGUUUAAGGUUUAAAGGUAAAGCUUCAAUAACACAUAGCUUUAGCUGACAAGAAUAUCGUUCAUGUUGUGAACAUGAAGCUCUGUGCCAAAGUGACACAACUUGUGAAAGAUACAUCUAAACUAACAAGUAUAAACUGAUGUAAACAGAAGUCCCCAUAUAUGUACAGACUGACAUAAAUGACCAAAUCAUAGCUGUUACUGUGAUUCAAUGGUGAUUCAUUGGACCUGUUCUGAAAAGAUCGGAAGAAUAUGACGAAAAAAAAAAAAACACUUGAAAAGUAGCGACUUAACUCAUUGUGUCUCAUCAACACUUGAACGGUGUUCGGUGUUGUUCAGGAGACUGUGCAGAGCUCAGGAACUCAUGCACAGAUGAACUCGAUUAUUGUACAGAUUCCUCCUUUGUGGGUUCGUCCGCAAAGACGCCCCAGACCUGUCCUUGUCCUCCUUUCAUCUCUUCUCCCCUCUCGACCCCAACAAACAAAUUCCCCUUUCCCCUCUCUUGGUCUUUGACCCCUCCCCCCUUUUUCCUAAUGGAUCAAACCGGCUCUACGGGUGUUUCCAUGUAACCGCUCUGUAAAUAGUGACCAGUGUUGUAUGUUCUACCUUUUAUUAUAGCAGAGAAGCACAGACAUUGAAAGACGAGGAGGAGGUGAGAUAAUACUGUCUAUGAUGGUAAAACUGAGAUUUAAGAAUGUCUUGGGUUAGAUGCAAUGACUGAGGUAAAGAGAAGAGGUUUAUUUUAAAAUGUGAAUAUCUUUUUUUCAGAAUGAUUGUCUAUGGCUAUGAAAUUCUUUAUACUCUAUUUAAUAUUAUUUGUUUUGUCCCCUCUUGACCCUGUCGUUCUGUUUCCUAUGAUGCAAGGCAGAUGUUUUUCAUUGUAAAUGGAUGUUUUAUUGCACAAUGUUUAUGUGGUGUCGUGUUGACUUCUGUAAUGGGCUGGGUGUGUCCCGACAAGCUGUUUGAUCUCCGAAGAUCGGUCCGGAUUGUUAGAGCCGCAAAGUAUCAAUAGCUCUGAUUGAUUUCUCAUUUCCACUGAUCACCCACAAUGGUUCUGAUUGAUUCAGCCUUACGAAUUAGCAGCACCAUCACAGGAUCGAUCUCAGCUGCUGUUGGUGCGCAAAGGUGCACAAAUAUUCAGAGGAAUCAGAGGAGAUCACUGACGUUCACAGCAGAGAUGGCGAAUCAGAUGAGCUGCAGUUUUGACUGACUGUAUGACUGAAUGUAUAAAUGCAAAGUUUUCUCUCACUGCCUGAAACCCUGUGUAUCUUAUUACUGGAACAUGCGCCUGUAAUCUAAACAGUGACUGCUUAAUGUGAUUAUUGUCUUCAGAAGUUAUGUGUGCACUCCAUUUUUUAAGAGCAAGUUAGGAACGCUGCAGCAUUUCUGAUAGGGUAUUGAUUUGCUCCAUGAUUUUCACCUUGUGUGCUGCGAUUGGGGUUGCAUGAGUAGCACUGCAAUGCAGAACUAUGUUAUUUUUAUCAUAGCGACAUCGUCAACAUAUCUGUGAUCAAACAAAAGAACCAAGAUCAAGCUACUUAACCUUGCCAAUGCCAAUCAAAGAGAAUUUAUAGCCUCUGUAUUGGUCCUCAUUAUGAUCAGGGUUCUGGUUAGUUGUGUGCAUUACGGUUUUGUGAAUUACCAUGUUUACUGAAAUCAUGAAAUGAGGAGUUUUUUAUUGUCUUUUAAAGCAUAUCAGUGCUUUUUACCUUGCAUGACCACAUGUCGGGCCUGGCCCUUUAUAACGUGUUCAUGCUGAAAAGAUUUUUAAAAAAGGCUGUCUAAUGUGAAGAACCGCUUCCCACUGCACUGUGAAUCACUGCACUGUCCCCCGUCUCCCAUCUCAGCACUCAUCCAUUCACAUCCACCUUUAACUGGACCGAUCUGCACACACAUCGGCUCCAUCGCAUCCAAUCCCAGACGACCUCGCUCAGUCCGUUGUAAGCAUUACCAAACUCUGGCAGCCAGAUUACUGCCAGUCGUUGUUGUUAGUCAGGAAUCUAAAGAUCCUCUGCUCUGAGAUCAGCUCUCUGGUGCUACAGCCAGUGCAGAAUGGCCAUUUUAUUGUCCCCAGUCCAUGUAUAGUUGUCCAGAGAGACACGAUAUUUUAGCACCUGAACAGGGGUAUCUCACUGCCUUUCAUAGUGUUGUUGUUUUUGUUUUGUUUUUUUAUUGUAGUCUUUCUUUUGUACAUGACAUACAGUAUAUUUUAACCUGCAUACAUAUGUGUUUGUGGAAAGAAAAAAGAUUGUAUGUGAUAUUUCAUAAUUAUUAUGUUCCCAAUGUUUUAUAAGUA